Emiliania huxleyi CCMP1516 is the source of this 423-nucleotide messenger RNA. RefSeq lists its product as hypothetical. The transcript has a single exon. The record is from RefSeq and is a predicted model, not a curated record. The coding region runs from base 1 to 423 and encodes 140 amino acids. Lineage: Eukaryota; Haptophyta; Isochrysidales; Noelaerhabdaceae.
AUGGGAGCCGUCUUUCUCAGUCUUCUACUCGGCAGUCGCGCACGCACCAAGAGGGCAAAGCUUGCUGAGCGGCUGCCGGUUUCUGUCUACAGCCCAAACAAACGGCGUUGCAGCCGCGAGCCACAAGAUGUGUCUAGCGAUGCAGGGUCUGGUCAGAUGUGCGUCAUCUGCCAGGAAGACUACAUGGAUGGAGAAGCCGUCAAGACGCUGCCGUGCCAUCACUCCUUCCACGACGCAUGCGUUUCCCGUUGGUUGGUCGAGGAGAAGAGCAGCUGCCCACUAUGCAAAAGGCGCAUCGCUGCGUCAGCCUCCGACGAGGAAGAGGUUGGCGCUGACGUCUUCCUGUCACAUCGCGCUACUGCAGGGCAGGGCAGGGCUUCGCGCGAGCUGUCAUUUUCCCGCGAGUUCAGCACCACUUGGUAG